AUGGUAAUAUGUGUCUUGAAAUUGAGAAAAAUAUUGAGAACAUCGGAGUCAUUAUUCAAAUAUAAUCGACAAGAAUUAGAUGAUAAAGAGCAAGCAAAUCAAGAAAAUAAUAGAGAUAAUAGAUAUAACACAGAUGAUCUUGUCGAACCUGAAAGUGAAGUCGAGGAGAAGAAGGACCAAAAAGAUGAAAGCGUAUUAGAUGAUGACGACAAAUUAUCUGAAACAGAAAAUAAUAGUUAUCGACGAUUAGACGAAUUCGACCAGUAUUUAGCUUUAAAAAUUGAUAAAAACCGUCUGUCAACAAAUCCACUUGAACUUUGGUGUGAAAAUCAAAGAACGUAUCCAAUUCUAUCAAAAGUAGCUCGGAAAGUACAUUCCAUACCCGCUACAAUGGCCGCGGUAGAAAGGCAAUUUAGCUCAGCUGGGCUUGUCGUAACGGAACGGCGAUCAAGUAGAAAUCCAGAACAAAUUGAUAAUAUUUUACUGGUUCGUAUAGUUGAAGAAUGA
This is a messenger RNA of Didymodactylos carnosus, 507 nucleotides long. The record is from the annotation of a GenBank genome assembly. Lineage: Eukaryota; Metazoa; Rotifera; Eurotatoria; Philodinida; Philodinidae.